Messenger RNA from Sitodiplosis mosellana (orange wheat blossom midge), 2033 nucleotides. Its product is annotated as cytochrome P450 4g15-like. The record is from RefSeq and is a predicted model, not a curated record. Bases 266 to 1897 code for a protein of 543 amino acids. Gene Ontology annotation, molecular function: heme binding; oxidoreductase activity, acting on paired donors, with incorporation or reduction of molecular oxygen; iron ion binding. The transcript has 4 exons. NCBI's taxonomy places the organism in Eukaryota, Metazoa, Arthropoda, Insecta, Diptera, Cecidomyiidae.
AGUAUAAAAUGCGAUACAAUGCUUUAAUCGGGAUUCAGUAAUUCAUGUGUGGUGCUUUGAUUUAAAUCGUCAUUUUUCGACAAAGCGUAAAUAUUGUGGAACAAAAAGUACGCUAAUUUAAGCUUUUUUUCGGACGUGGAAACAUGUGUGAAUGGGCUUAAUUACCUUUUUUUCAGUUUUUGUGAAUGACAAAAUAGUUGUGUGUAAUUAAUUUGUAUAUUGUGUUUGAAUACCUCAGUGAAUCAAAAAAUUUAUUAUUGAUACGAUGGCUGACAACCUGCUAACAAUGAUUGAGGGUUCGGAAGCCAGCGGCAUUGGAUUUUCGACCAUUUUUAUUCCGAUUUUAUUUGUAAUUUUGGCUGUAACAGCCAUUCAUGUCUACUAUAAAUCACAAGAAUCAUUUCAACUUGGCAUUCGAAUACCGGGACCCGAACCAAUUCCAAUACUAGGCAAUGCACUGAUGGCUAUAGGAAAAACACCAAAUGAAAUCGUGGAAGAGUGUUUGCGACUGGGUGAAAUAUACGGACAUGUGGUUCGAGGCUUUCUCGGAUACAAUGUGAUUGUCUUUCUAACUGAUCCUCGUGAUGUUGAGCUGAUAUUGAAUAGCAAUGUGCACUUGACUAAAUCCAACGAUUAUCGAUUCUUCAAACCGUGGCUUGGAAAUGGCUUAUUGAUCAGUGACGGAGAACACUGGCGUUCACAUAGAAAGCUGAUAGCUCCAGCUUUUCAUCAAUUAGUUCUGAAAAGUUUUGUCGGUGCAUUCAACCGAAACAGUUGGCGAUUGGUCAAGAGAUUACAAUGUGAAGUCGGUAGCGAAUUUGAUGUGCAUGAUUACAUGAGUGAAGUCACUGUUGACAUUUUAUUAGAAACGGCAAUGGGUCAUCCGAAAACGCAUGACGAUCACGAAGGUUACGAAUAUGCAAUGGCUGUAAUGAAAUUAUGCGAUAUCAUUCAUCGGCGACACCGCACAUUUUAUCUACGGCCGGAUAUCAUAUUCAAUAUGCUGGGUAUAAAAAAAGAGCACGAUUCGCUGGUGAAUACAAUUCAUAGUCUAACGAGCAAGGUGCUAUCGAAUAAGAGCGAACAAAUGCGAAAGUCAUAUGAAGGCGGUCGAAUGCAAAAACCAAUUUACAGUGAUUUGAUCAGUAAAAAAUACUCAAGCGAUUCAACGAUGAUUCAUGAUGACACUGAAGAUCCAUUAAUUGGUGAGAAAAAUCGGCUGGCAUUUUUGGAUUUGAUGCUUGAAUCGACUUACUGUGGUGUAAAAAUCAGUGAAACAGAAAUCAAGGAAGAAGUGGAUACAAUUAUGUUUGAAGGUCAUGACACAACGGCGGUUGGCUCUAGUUUUGUUCUCUGUUUGUUGGCUUGCCAUCCAGACGUGCAGGAGAAAGUGUAUGCGGAGCAACAGCAAAUAUUUGGCAAUUCAAAGCGUUCAGCUACUUUCGCUGAUACACUUCAAAUGAACUACUUGGAGCGAGUUAUUUUCGAAACGCUACGUAUGUAUCCACCAGUGCCAGUCAUCGCAAGAGAAGUAAAAGAAAAUGUUAAAUUGGCAUCAACGCCAUACACAAUUCCGGCUGGUUCCACGGUCGUUAUUGGAACAUUUAGAAUCCACCGAAGGAAAGACAUCUACGAAAAUCCGGACGAAUUCAAUCCGGAUAAUUUCCUGCCGGAACGAACACAAAAUCGCAAUUACUACGGUUUCAUACCGUUUAGUGCGGGACCAAGGAGCUGCGUUGGCCGAAAAUAUGCCGUGCUCAAGCUCAAAAUUUUACUGUCAACCAUUUUGCGCACCUACAAAAUCUAUUCGAGUUGCACGGAAGCCGAUUUCAAACUGCAAGCCGACAUCAUCCUCAAACGAACUGACGGUUUUCGCAUUCGCAUCGAACCAAGAUGAACAUACACACAAUAGAUUAUUACAUCCGAGUUAGAUUGUGGUAUGGUUGCUAUCGUAUUUUAUACUAAGAAAAUAACAGAUCAUUUCGAUUGAAACAAUAAACCACAAUAAAUGAAUGAUUCUUUUGAAAAUUAAA